AUGUCUGCUAACUUAGAUAAAUCCUUAGACGAAAUCAUUGGCUCUAACAAAGCAGGAAGUAAUAGAGCCCGUGUCGGUGGUACUCGUGGUAACGGUCCAAGAAGAGUUGGUAAGCAAGUUGGUAGCCAACGUAGGAGCCUUCCAAACAGAAGAGGCCCUAUCAGAAAAAAUACUAGGGCACCUCCAAACGCAGUCGCUAGAGUUGCCAAGCUCUUGGACACCACUAGAGAGGUCAAGGUCAACGUCGAAGGUUUGCCAAGGGACAUUAAGCAGGAUGCUGUAAGAGAAUUUUUUGCAUCUCAAGUAGGUGGUGUUCAAAGAGUUUUGUUGAGUUAUAACGAAAGGGGCCAAUCUACUGGUAUGGCUAACAUCACAUUCAAAAACGGUGAAUUGGCCAGAAGGGCUGUUGAAAGAUUUAACGGCUCUCCAAUCGAUGGAGGCAGAUCAAGAUUGAGACUUAACCUAAUCGUUGAUCCAAACCAACGCCCAGUCAAAAGUUUAGCCGACAGGAUCAAGGCUAUGCCACAAAAAGGCGGAAACGCUCCAAGACCAGUAAAGAGGGGUCCAAAUAGAAAAGCUGCUAUGGCAAAAUCCCAAAACAAACCAAAGAGAGAAAAGCCUGCUAAGAAAAGUCUUGAAGAUCUGGACAAGGAAAUGGCGGACUAUUUCGAAAAGAAAUAA
Saccharomyces cerevisiae S288C is the source of this 681-nucleotide messenger RNA. It is a transcript of the gene YRA1, whose product is annotated as RNA-binding protein YRA1. The record is from RefSeq and is marked reviewed. Gene Ontology annotation, molecular function: nucleic acid binding; RNA binding. Bases 1 to 681 code for a protein of 226 amino acids. Lineage: Eukaryota; Fungi; Ascomycota; Saccharomycetes; Saccharomycetales; Saccharomycetaceae. The transcript is spliced from 2 exons. Gene Ontology annotation, cellular component: nucleus.